Messenger RNA from Colletotrichum acutatum, 420 nucleotides. RefSeq lists its product as uncharacterized. The record is from RefSeq and is a predicted model, not a curated record. The transcript has a single exon. NCBI's taxonomy places the organism in Eukaryota, Fungi, Ascomycota, Sordariomycetes, Glomerellales, Glomerellaceae. The coding region runs from base 30 to 383 and encodes 117 amino acids.
UUUUUUUUUUUUUUUUUUUGGCACUUGCUAUGCAACGAUCUAUCGGUCUCCGCAUGCCGUCAUGGUUGUUCUCUAUUGUUUCACGAAGCCUGGCCCCCCGGAGUUGUGCCUUGGGAGUGGAAUCUCCUUCGGAGGAUCAGACAAGAAAGUCCCCUCUUUGUAAAUCGCCCAGCCUUCUUUCUCAUGGUUCAUGGCUCGCCAGGACGGUGCUCAAGCCUCAAGAAGACCGACGGACAUGGGAAUUGGCCGGUCCGAUUGAAUCCUCCAGUGGGCCAACUCCUGGUAAGGAAAGGCGCAACGGGGUCUCUUCUCAAUUCUCACACCGGGAGCCUUGCGUGCCUGGGGAAGCGCCGGUCGACUUUCUACAAGGAGACAUGGUAUGACUUAUGGGAGACGACCAUCAAGGGUCGCGAUGCGGAG